Molecule: messenger RNA, 986 nt
Organism: Candidula unifasciata
Lineage: Eukaryota; Metazoa; Mollusca; Gastropoda; Stylommatophora; Geomitridae
Source: the annotation of a GenBank genome assembly
AUGGCUUUGAAACCACAGAUAGGUGGAAGUAUUGGCGCAUCACGAGAUGAGACAGCGGCGAUAUUUGUUUUACCAUACAAGAUUCAAAGAAAACGCCUUGAAGACAUCAAACACUCCAUGUUGAAGAAGAAUAUCCCACUUGCGAAGGCUCUUGACCACACAGUAACACACAUUGUGACCGAGUUUGAGUCUCUAGAACAAGUAGAAAAACAAGCAGCCAAAGAUGGACUCCAACUUCCCACAGCAGCCUGUGUGGUGUCUAUGGGAUGGUUGGUGGAGUGUCUGAAGGCAUCAGCAGUUCUGCCUGUAGAAGAGAGCCAUCUGUUCAAGAAGGAUGCCUUGGAGGUCUUACAGUUGCAUGCAGAGCUCAAAGAUGGCAGUCAGGAUUACUCUCGUGCCUUGGCCUUCAGAAGAGCUUCCUGUCUCUUGAAGUCCUUACCUUUUGAGGUGCGAGAUCCACGCCAGCUGUCUAGGUUGAAGGACAUUGGAGGUCAUGUGCUGCGUGUUGUUACAGACAUCCUGGACAACGGCUCUAGCAAAGAAGUGGAAGACAUUGUCUCAUCGAAAUGGUUUCAACAAAUGAAGAUGUUUACAAGUAUAUUUGGAGUUGGCUCGGCCACAGCAAAGUCCUGGAUCAGCAAGGGCUGGACAACCAUAGAAGAUGUGAGAGGUGCCGGAUGUCCCAGCUCUGACUGGAGGGUGGUCUGGGGCUUAGCUUUCUACGAAGAUUUGGGCUGUCCAGUCUCCCGACAGGAAGCAGACACAUUUGUGGCCAUUGUUCACAGAGAGGCAGAGGCCAUCUGGCCAGGAACAAUUGUGACUUGUGUCGGUGGAUUUCGGAGGGGCAAGGAAGUAGGUCAUGAUGUGGACUUGUUGAUUACCCAUCCCAGAGAAGGAGAAGAGGUUGGUCUGUUACCUAAACUUCUGUCAGCUUUGGCCAAGAGGGACCUUAUCUUGAUCGGACACAGAGAGAAGAAUUCCUACAG